Molecule: messenger RNA, 876 nt
Organism: Meyerozyma guilliermondii ATCC 6260
Lineage: Eukaryota; Fungi; Ascomycota; Pichiomycetes; Serinales; Debaryomycetaceae
Exons: 1
Coding region: 1-876 (291 amino acids)
Source: RefSeq, a predicted model, not a curated record
AUGGUGAGGCAGUGGCUCUCAAGCAGCAGCAGGGAGGCUUUUUUGGACGAGUUGGAAAACGCAAAGAAUAACUCCGCUGAUUUACCUGUGUUUCGUGAGAACCUUCCUGUGGCGAAUGAAAUAAUAGCUACGAAGGACACUAUAUUGUUUCAUCGACCAUCUGGCGACAAAGGUGUGCCAUUUUUCAUCAGGCAGGCAGGUGAAAAAAUGCUCAUUUUAGAUUUUGGGGUUGAGGAUUUCACAUUGGUUAAAAAUGGCCGCCAAAGAGUGCUCGAAAUGCAGCUCAAAGAGGAGCCAAGAGAGAGUCUUUUGGCCAAAAGUUUGAUCAGAAUUGAGUGCUGCAGCGGUGCCAUGGCGGUCAUAUACGAGCCGACAAUCAUCUCACAAACUCGUCUUGUUGAGAUCUUGAGCCACAUGGAAAGUGGCAUCCCACCAACAGACAGCUUGAAAAUUGAAAGUACACUUUACCGUCUUCCAAUUUGUUUCGAUCAUUCGGCAAUUGCACAUUGCAUGGAACGGUACAUGCGUUCCCAAAGAUCUCAAGCGCCAUAUUUGCCAGACAAUACUGCGUAUUUAAUGAAGGCUAACUGCAUCGACCUGUUAGAACAAUUCAAAGCCAAUGUUGUUGGCCAAACGCAAGUUGUGACAGCUGUCUCUUUCUUGUGUGCCAACACUUUGUCCGUGAAUUUGGAUCCUAGAACGAGGUUCAAAACUGGUAAAUUCAACCCUGCUCGUACACAUUCACUCCCAAAGGUGCUUUGGGAUCAGGGUCUGUCGGUUACUCAAUAUAUUCAAUUGACUCCCCCGGUGGGUAUCUUAUCUGGGGCAUGGGACUUCCAGACUUAUGUUGGAACACUUUUGGUAGACUCAAAGUGA